GGCUCAAGCAUAAUCAAUGAGCCAAAGGGAAGAACCAUGGCUGCCUGCAAUUGAGUGCGUUGACUGCGGGGUGGGUCAUGGACUUUGUGCCAAACAGUACAAGGUCUCAAUAUGAUGACGUUCCAGGAUUCUCAGAUGAAGAAUGGCCGCAGCAACGCAUGUAUGGAGACUUUUACAGAGAGAAAGAGGACAACACGAGAGGAGUUUCGUUUGCCCCCGAACCAGCGCGGGCAUUGCAAUAUGAUUGCGACUACUACCGUGAACAGGAUGAUGUCCUCAAAGGCUUAACCAUUGCGCAACUUCCCGAAGAGAGCAUGUUUGGCAAUCGGACUCCAUGGUCGUGGGGAAGCUCCACAUGUGCCAGUAGUGAAGAGCAUUUCUUCAAGAACGCUGGAGCGUGUAUCAGUCCUAAGAGCUCGGAGGCUCACGGGAACACUGCCACGCGCCUCUUUGAUCCAGCCGCGGUCGGUGGAAGAGAAUUCACAGAGUCCGAUGUUCCACCGAAGAAGCCAAUGGAUCCUUACUGGCAGUUUGAGGUGACCACUGCAUACGUGCAGACCGCGACUCCAUGGACUCUCGGGAACCACCUGCUGAAUUUCCUUAUGCAAGACCUAGCUUCUCCGAACAUUAAGGUAGGCAAGCCGGGCAAGUUCGCCAUCAAGGCUGAUGCCUUCGUGGGCUCAGUCAAAUGUACACUGAAGAUUCGUGUCUAUUCUGAAGAGAAUGAGAAGUAUGCCGUGGAAUUUCAGAGACGCAUGGGCUGUUCAGUUGCUUUCAACCGUGCCUUCUCCGAGGCAGUGAAGUUUUUGAGAUCUUUCUUCACAGUGCAAUCCACACAUGAGGCUAUGCCAAACUUCAGCCCACCAGUUUGUGAGAGCCCAACCUCUUCCGAUGCUGAGAUUAUGCCAUUGCUGGACAUGGCCAGCUUGGGGACGUUUCCGUCGCUUCAGGCGGAGUCAGCAGCAGCAUUGGCAGACAUGGCAAAGGAUCCCGCGGCAGCAACAUUGCUUCUCAAAGAAGAUGUCUUCAAGGAAAUUCAAAAUCUGCUUCAGAGCAACAACGCUGAAGUUGCGUUCCCGACAAGUCGAUUGUUGUCAAGCUUGGCAAAAAUUCCACAGGCGUCCAACUACUUUUCUGCGCCUGGACUUCUACCUAUGAUGAUCGACAAGGUGCAAUCUCCUGCGUAUGCACAACUGGUGGAGCUAGCCCAGGCGGUGACGCUGGUCAUCGAGAGGGUUUCCUUGGAUGAAGAGCAGAAAGAAAGGGCAACGAUCUCAAGAAUCACGUGGUCUGGUGAAGCUCCAGUUUUAAUGCACAGUCUGCUUGCCAUCGACUGAAUGCUCAAGCUUCUUGGGUGUAUUUCUUGUUGACUUUCUUCCGUCCUGAGAGGUCACUGAUAUGUUUGGUAUCUCACCCGCAUGCCAUCGAUCUAAAGGAUUCUGAGAUAGCCAUGUGGGACUUGUCGCCCAUUGGAGCCCCAGAUGCUGAGAGGAUCUGAGAGGAUCCAUCAAUAAAGAUGAAGAACGAUGCUGCUAGGUCGAUGGGGAGAGCUCUAAAAGACCUCAACAGUCGCAGGGGCCCACUUUGCCGUCAAUUGGGACCGAGUCACCACAUGGGCAGCCAGCCAGGUGUUGCCAGCAACGACCGGAGAAUUGGCCAUCAUCGGUGGAUGCCUGGCAGUUUCGAAGAAUCCUGGUCGAAAUCAUGGUGAGCGCUUCCAAGCUCCAGGUGGACUCAGAAGUCACUCUGACCAGUGAACCGUGCCUUGGGGUUUGUGCUUCGGCUUCAAACCAAGCUUUAGCAAUCCAGCUUUGCAAUUUCACUGGAGGGCAGUCUUUAAGAUUGAAGGAACUGCGAUGGUUUGGACUCUGUGUUUUCUGAUUGAAGGACCUGAAUGUUGGAUUGAAGGACUGCGAAAGACUUCAUUUUGUGGCUUUUUGCACUUCGGUGAAAGAGUUUCGGAGUUGGAGACUUGGUUUCUUUCGAUUAAUCCCAGCUCGGCUUUGCUGACCACUUCAGCAACCACGGCAACAUGGAGAUCAAGCGGAACUUUAACCUUCAUGAAUUCCUCAUGAAGCCAUCAUCUUGUUCACAGGAUGUUGAGAGCGGAACUUGGCAAAGCACUUCCGUUGGACGAGUCGGAGGACGAGUCGUUGGAUUUAUUUGUUUUUCACACCUGUGGAGAGCACCUAGUGGAAUAGCGGCGAGUUGAGAUCAAGAUCUCUUUGAGCUACCUCUUCGGAAGCACAGUUGUACUGUUCUGGAGAACCUAAACCUUUCAAACAGAUUUUGGAUUUUUUGCCCCAUUGACUUUCGUUGGGAAGGUGGUGUGUUGAUUUGUGCUUCCGCCAACUGAUCAACACAGACCCUUUGCCAUCUCUUGUUAGCCGCAGCUAGCCAUUCUUUUCUCAGAAGAGAAGGCACCUCAUUCCAACUGAGCGUCGGCCGUGCUUACCAAGACUCAAACAAAAGAUGCUGCUGACCUGACCAGCUUUUGACACUGCGGUCCUGAGCUGUUGACCGGCAUUUGAAAAGCUGUUUGAGGUUACCAGGCAGCUGCAGUUGGCCAUCAAGGAGAUGGUACCAAGUCACCGUGCACGGCCGCUGUUGGAACAGGCACUGCACACACUUCGACGGCGAUUGGCAUGAGCUCCCAGUCGGGGUGGUUCACCGCCGACAACGUGCCGUUGUGCCAAGUCAUACAUACAUUUCUUCUGUAUGCAGGCUUGCUGUGCAGUGCAGGAGCACGAUGCUGGUAGCUUUCAUUGGGACCUUCGAAUUGGCACCGGGCAGUGGGUAGCUCUGGUUGUAGCAAACAGGCC
Molecule: messenger RNA, 2822 nt
Organism: Durusdinium trenchii
Lineage: Eukaryota; Dinophyceae; Suessiales; Symbiodiniaceae
Source: the annotation of a GenBank genome assembly